CUCCAGCAAAAAACUCUCCACUUUCUCCCCCUCUCCGGUCCAUUACAUAGCUUUUCGAGGUGAUACUGCCUUGGCAACGCAGAAUUGGUUCAAGGCAGAAGGCGCAAGAAAAAAAAAAGAGAACCAUCCAGGAUUCGGGAAAUUCUGUCUGCAGCUUUCAUAAAAACCGAACAUGAAACCUCAGUUACUCGCCAUAGACUUUGUACUCAUGUGCAUAUCUUGCGGAGCAAGUGCACUGGCAACGACUAUUCCCGCUGUCUCCGCGUCCUCGCCGGCUGCCAACAUCACCAAUCCUGGCGCAGCGCGCAGCCACGGAACAGACGCCACGGCUCAUUCCAAAACCAGGAGGAAGCGUUAUAUUAGUCAGAACGACAUGCUUGCCAUUCUUGAUUAUCAUAACAAAGUUAGAGGGAAGGUGUUCCCCCCAGCCUCUAAUAUGGAAUACAUGGUUUGGGACGACACAUUAGCCAAGACAGCCGAAGACUGGGCUCAUGCCUGCCUGUGGGAGCACGGCCCGCCUCACCUUCUCAGGUUCCUGGGUCAAAACCUCUCCGUCAGGACAGGACGCUAUCGGUCUAUUCUUCAGCUGGUGAAGCCUUGGUACGAUGAGGUGAAAGAUUAUUCUUUUCCCUACCCCCGCGACUGUAACCCUCGAUGCCCUCUCAGAUGCUAUGGACCCAUGUGUACCCAUUACACACAGAUGGUUUGGGCAACAUCUAACAAAGUGGGCUGUGCUGUUCACACUUGCUACAACAUGAAUGUAUGGGGCUCGGUAUGGAAGAGGGCAACAUAUUUAGUCUGCAACUACUCACCUAAGGGUAACUGGAUUGGAGAGGCUCCCUACAAAGUGGGUGUACCCUGCUCCGCCUGCCCUCCCAGCUAUGGGGGCUCGUGCAGCAACAACAUGUGCUUCCCAGCUCUCAAGACAAACUACCUGCACUGGUUCAAAUAAACACAGGUUUCCUCUCAACGUAAGCUGACAACCUACAGUACCACAGAGACAAUAUUUUAAAUCGAGUAAGGAUUUGCACAACAGUUGUGGACCACACUAUUUUGUAUAUAUGGGCUUAUUUAAGGAACUGAACCUACAUUGGAAGGCACCGGGCGAUUUGAUAACUUGUAAAUAAUCUGUAAAUUAAUUUGUUGCAUUUUUACCGGAUUGCUAUGACUAUUUGAAAUGAUGAAAUUUAUGAAAAUAUAUUUAUAUGAAACAUGGAUCUUUCAACAAUGUGUACUGUGUGGUGCUGCAAAUGCAUUUGUCAUUGAUUUUGUUUUAGUUUACAGUUGACAAUGUGGUAAUUAAGGACAUUAACAAGUGUCAUAGCUCAUAAUACCUGCUCACUUUGGUGCUAUGGGCAUCACACCUUCAUGCUGUGUGCUCUGCCUUCACAAGAAUGUUGGGAUCAAACAGGAUCAAAAGGAUCAAAGCUUUUGACCUAGGAGGGGAAACCCACACUGGCAGCGUCAGCUUUACUGUGGCUUUGGUGCCAACGGUGACCUUUAAGCAGAACUUGGUAUAUUGACUAAAAGCUGCAUAUUUGCAAAGGAGUAGUGCAACACCAAUAAAGAGUGAGAAGUCUUGCUGGAUUUCUAGCUUUUAUGACGGCUUCAUCUGUAGGAAGGUGCUUUGGUACAGAGCUGAAGCACAGCAGAAAGGGAGGAGAGGACUUCCAAGUUGUAUUCAUUAAAACUUCCAAGCUAAGUUAAACUUUUUGAGAAGGUUACCAAGUUCUGCUCUAAGUGUCCUGCAACAAAUAAUGCAGCUUAUACUUUGCGUAGACUGGGACAUCUCCAGUUGAAGGCCAAUUAUGAGCACAGAUAACACCUCUGCUGUCAAACGCUUUUAAAAAAACAACAAGGUGCAAUUUUAGUUUCAGUCUGCACUAAUUAACUUGAGUGUCAUGCUAAGGCUGAGAAUAUACUUGCUUUUUAGCCUUGUAUUCGUAUAGAUGACACUUUGUCUCUACGAGUGUAACAAAGUGAACAUAGUUGUUCACAUACUUGCUUUUGCUUUUGGAUAGAGUUGCAGAAUUCGUAGGCUGUAAACAAAAUGUUAAAUGCAUUUUACCACUGUUGAUCUUCAGACCUUUCCAUCUGGUCAAUUAGGUCCAUAGACUGUCCCUAGAGUUUACUCGUAGAUUGCAUUUUGCAAAUGCAUAGCUAUAAUUUCUGAGGAUGUGCACAAAUGAUGCUGAAAACAAACGCAACAUUGCAAAGCAGCCAAGACGAAUAUGCACUUGAAUAAUUAAAUGCAAGUAUCUUUUCAGCCUAACAGUUCAACCUACGGGGCAUUGCACAGGUUUGUAUUCAUUUUUCAUACAUUUCUGCUAUAAAUCUGACCCACAUAUCUGCUCUGUAAUCAUACUUAUGUACAUAUAUAGGUAUAUAAGUAUAGUGGUAUGUUAUAUACCAUUAUGUAUUUUGGAUGUUUUCUAUAUUUUCUUAUGAAUGCUGAUUUGGUUUUGGGAAUCAUGCACUGAAGUGCACCUUAAUUGUUUGUAAAUUUCUAAAAUAACAGAAAAUGAUUAUUACUUUUGUAUGUUUAGAUAAUCAUACCUUGACUAUCUUAAAACAAGUAUAUUGUAAGUUAUUCUUUUUUAUAUUGACAAGAUUUAAUUAAUGAUUUUUUUUUUUACUUUUUGUAAAAGAAUUACAGUAUAUGAAAACAUAUUCAACACAUUCCAGUGGACAAAAAGUUACAAUCAUAGGAAAGUAACGUUUUUUUCAGCACUGACAGUAUUUAAAUCAACAUUGAGAUAUUUAUGCAGUGAGUUGCAUUUUUCUUUUUGUUUGUGUGUGUGUAAUAAAAUGCUCUAUUUU
Molecule: messenger RNA, 2820 nt
Organism: Melanotaenia boesemani (Boeseman's rainbowfish)
Lineage: Eukaryota; Metazoa; Chordata; Actinopteri; Atheriniformes; Melanotaeniidae
Gene: pi15a
Product: peptidase inhibitor 15a
Exons: 6
Coding region: 173-952 (259 amino acids)
Cellular component (GO): extracellular region
Source: RefSeq, a predicted model, not a curated record